Molecule: messenger RNA, 1020 nt
Organism: Closterium sp. NIES-67
Lineage: Eukaryota; Viridiplantae; Streptophyta; Zygnematophyceae; Desmidiales; Closteriaceae
Source: the annotation of a GenBank genome assembly
GGGUUUUGUCAUAGCUCUUUCGCCCACUCCCCUAGCGUUCGAAGCUUGCCACCACACAGACCAACACACAACCAUGGCUGCUGUGGCUACUUCGUCCGCUGUCCUCAGGAGCUCAUUCCUUGGCCAGAAUGUAGCAAUCAAGUCCACCGAGUCCUCCGCCAGGACCGUUGCCACCUUGAGCAAGGGCAAGAAGACCGCUGCCAAGAAGGCCGCGGCUCCUGCCAACGACGAGCUCGCCAAGUGGUAUGGCCCCGACCGCAGGACCUACCUGCCCGAGGGUCUCCUCGACCGGGCCGACAUCCCGUCCUACCUCACCGGCGAGGUCCCCGGCGACUAUGGCUAUGACCCUCUCGGUCUGAGCAAGAAGCCCGCUGACUUCGAGAAGUACCGCGCCAACGAGGUGAUCCACGGUCGCUGGGCCAUGCUCGGCGCCGCCGGGUUCAUCCUGCCCGAGGCGUUCAACAAGUACGUGCCCGGCGUGUGCGGCCCCGAGGCCGUGUGGUUCAAGACCGGCGCUCUCCUGCUCGAGGGUGACAGCAUCCAGUACCUGGGUGCCACCAUCCCCGUCAACCUGGCUGCCGCCACCAUCGCCGAGGUCCUCCUUGUCGGCGGUGCUGAGUACUUCCGCGGGAAGAACGCCUCUCCCCUCGGCACUGACCUCGACACCCUGUACCCCGGCGGUUCCUUCGAUCCCCUUGGCCUGGCCUCGGACCCCGACACCCUGGCCGUGCUGAAGGUGAAGGAGCUGAAGAAUGGCCGUCUUGCCAUGUUCUCGAUGCUCGGAUUCUUCAUCCAGGCCAAGGUCACCGGCGAGGGCCCAGUGGAGAACCUGACCACCCACUUGAGCGACCCCUUCGGCAACAACCUCCUGACCGCUCUGGGCUCUGCUGCUGACCGCGCCCCCACCUUGUAAGGUGGUCUUGGAACUCUUGAUAAACGCCUUAUAAUGAAUAUAAAAUGAUUUCUAUUACUUAAAAUGAUACUCGUUCAUCAAAACGAUUUUGCACCAGUGUAAAUUGG